Molecule: messenger RNA, 4277 nt
Organism: Sphaeramia orbicularis (orbiculate cardinalfish)
Lineage: Eukaryota; Metazoa; Chordata; Actinopteri; Kurtiformes; Apogonidae
Gene: gtf2ird1
Product: GTF2I repeat domain containing 1
Exons: 27
Coding region: 313-3342 (1009 amino acids)
Cellular component (GO): nucleus
Molecular function (GO): DNA-binding transcription factor activity
Source: RefSeq, a predicted model, not a curated record
GCUGGGAUUAGCAGGAGGCGAAUGAGUUUCAAUUUUACUGGAUUACAGAACAAAGAAAGGGGAAAGGGACACCCUGCUCUGUUAAGGGAAAAAAGAGAAAUAAACUGAGAAUAAAAUACACAAAUAAUAGACAAAAAGCCGUGCGGUCGGGAUCAACAUUGUGAUGUUCCGGAUUACGAUGUUUUAGCGGACGGUACGGCUACAUUGUGGAUGGGAAUUGUGAGCGUUUCUGAUGGAUUAAAACGGGGGAAUAAACCUAUUCCGGGAUUGACAGCAGCAACAAGGCUAUUUAAUCGCUAAUUAAGCAGAGGCAUGGCUCAGAUGAGGAAGCUGACAUGUGACGGCAUCAGGACGAACUCCCGGGUGGAGACACAGGCCCCACUAGUGUCUGCCAGGCAGGAGAUCCUCACCAGCCUGGUGUCUGCCCUCGACUCUGUGUGCAUGGCGAUGUCCAAGCUCAAUGCUGAGGUGGCGUGUGUCACCGUGCACGAGGACAGUGUGAUUGCUGUCGGCACAGAGAAAGGCAGAGUGUUCCUCAAUUCCAGGAGGGAAAUCCAAACAGACUUCUACAAGUUUUGCCGAGUACCAUGUCUACAAUCUCUGAGCGCUGCAAACGCCCAUACCAAAGACCAGGAAGGUGAUCUCAGCAAAGUCAGUAAAGAUGCUGAGCACGGGAAAGCCAGAGCUCCAUCAGAUGCCCAAUCCAACAUCUUUGUACUGAGGAAGAUGGUGGAGGAAGUCUUCACUGUACUUUACAGUGAGGCUGUGGGAAAGAGCAGCCUGGUCCCUGUGCCUUAUGAGUGGAUCCAGAAGGACGCCAGCUGUGUGGUGGCUCAUGGGUUGCCUGAGGGAGUAACCCUGAAGAAGCCUUCUGAGUACGACACCAAGACACUGAUGAAAAUUCUGGAGCAGAGCCACCGCAUCCAGUUCACAGUCAAAAGGCCAGCAGACGAUGUGCCUCGGGAAACCAAAUCCAGCACAGAUGUCAAUCACACCUCUUCCACCGCCACAAUGACGCCAAGCAGCCACAGCCAAGGGAAGACUGCUGCUCAGGUCGCCACACCAUCAAGUCAAGCCACGUCCAGCAACUCUGUCCUGUCCAACUUCCUGUACGGCAUGCCCAUGUCAUCCAAACCCCAUCCAGACGGCAAGCUGGACUUCAAACCCAUGUCACUCCUCAACAUGAGCAAGGACAGGAUGGGUAACUGGGCUGCAGGAGGAGACAAGAACAUGUCCACCAAGGACUGUAUAAACAAUGAUGAAGCAUCCAGGUUAACAGGAGAGCAGGGUCAGAGCCCUCCUGGCAUCCACAUCUCCAAGAGGCUACUCUUCUCCAUAGUGCAUGAAAAAUCAGAAAAAUGGGACUCUUUCAUUCGGGAAACUGAAGACAUAAACACGUUGAGAGAAUGUGUUCAGAUCUUGUUCAACAGCAGAUACGCUGAGGCUCUGGGUCUGGAUCACAUGGUGCCUGUUCCCUACCGCAAGAUAGCGUGUGACCCUGGAGCCGUGGAGAUCAUCGGCAUCCCGGACCAGAUCCCCUUCAAGAGACCCUGCACCUACGGUGUUCCUAAGCUCAAACGCAUCCUGGACGAGCGCCAUGGAAUUCGCUUCAUAGUAAAACGCAUGUUUGAUGAAAGGAUUUUCACUGCUGCUGGCAAGAUUGCAAGGGAGGAGGGCAAGCUUGACCUGGGCUGCACGCCUGAAGACAGCUUCCCUGACAAUCUGAGCAUCCCACCCACCACCUCCGAGCUGGUCAGCAAUCCUCACAGCAGCAGAUCAGCAAGUGCAUGUGUGAGUCCUUUGGCUGACUGUGAAGCAGGUCCUUCAGCAGACUGCAUUCCUUUGAAACGGAUUAAAACAGAACCUCCAGACGGGGAGAUCAUUCAAGUUACGGUGCCAGAUGCGAACGCGAAUGCGAAUGCAAGUGUGGAAGAGCCCGGUGAGUCGGUUGUGGAUCCCCCUGCAGCCUCGGCAUGUCCGGCCACAGCCUCCCCUUCUGCCCCCUCUGCCCCUCCUGCUCCUUCUGCUCCCCACCACCCGAUGGAAAAUCACGCAGCUGAAGCUCUGUCACCGAACACAGCCAACCAGAGCAUUAGAAGAUCCUCUGAAGCUGGGAGUCUGGUGGAGGACAUUGGUGAAAUGAUUCUUCAGCUGAGACGACAAGUGGAGAGCCUCUUCUGCAUCAAGUACGCUGAAGCUCUGGGCCUCCCAGAACCCUCCAAGGUGCCGUACUCUAAGUUCCAGAUGUACCCAGAGGAUCUUUACGUCACUGGACUGCCUGAAGGAAUCGCCCUUCGAAGGCCCAACUGUUUCGGAGCAGCCAAACUACGCAAGAUUUUGAAUGCCAGCAGUCAGAUAAAUUUUGUCAUUAAAAGGCCUGAGCUGUUAACGGACCAAGUCAAACAAGAAAUGCCUUCUGUCCCCGUCUGUGAUUCAGAACUGGAUGUCAAGGACGCAUCACCAGUAACAGAGGAUGCUGCAGCUGCAUCCAAGAGGCCUGGCUUCUCAGAGUGCUUGGAGUCUAAACUGUCCCGGAUCGAUCUGGCCAACACUCUGCGAGAACAAGUCCAAGAUCUGUUCAACAGGAAGUAUGGGGAGGCAUUGGGCAUCAAGUACCCCGUCCAAGUGCCUUACAAGAGGAUCAAAAACAACCCGGACUCAGUCAUCAUCGAGGGCCUUCCCCCCGGCAUCCCCUUCAGGAAGCCCUGCACAUUCGGCUCUCAGAACCUGGAGAGGAUCCUGGCCGUGGCCGACAAAAUCAGCUUCACUAUCACCAGACCUUUUCAAGGACUCAUUCCAAAACCAGCACCUCGGCGAGUCACUUUACUCAAGAAGGCCUACGCCUCAAUAAGCGAUGACGAUGAUAUUAACCGCAUGGGGGAGAAGGUGGUGCUUCGAGAGCAAGUUAAGGAACUGUUUAACAAGAAAUAUGGUGAGGCUCUGGGGUUGGACCGCUCCGUCGUGGUGCCCUACAAACUAAUCCGUGGCAGUCCGGAGUCUGUAGAAAUCAGUGGCCUUCCAGACGAUAUCCCCUUCCGAAACCCCAACACCUAUGACAUCGUGUGCCUGGAGAAAAUCCUUCAAGCCGCAGAUAAAAUAACAUUCAACAUCAAGAGCCAGCUCCAGCCUUUUGCAGAAAUCUGUAGUCAGGCGUGUAACACAGUAGGAACAGAAGCCCCCACCAACCGACGAAAACGCAAAAGAGUCCAAGAGAGCAGCCGGGUACCGCCCUCCUCUGAGCUGGGACUAUCAACCAAUCAGAUUCCAGUCAUGCAGUGGCCCAUGUACAUGGUGGACUACAGCGGAGUGAAUGUGCAGGUUCCUGGGAAAGUCAAUUACUGAAGAACAAACCUCAACUGCAGCAAAGGGAUAAAAGGAGGAGUUUGUCAAAGUGAUAUUUAUGACUCUUCAACAUGCGACACUAACACUUUGUCAGAGUGCGACGACUAAACACAUCUGUGGACUGAACUGAAUGAGCUGAAGGUUUGACUCGUCCCGCUGUGGAACGGCAGAAUGUAUGUGGAUCUGAGCGCCACAGGGCAAACGCUUGGCUUGUUUUCUGCCUCCUGACAGAACGGCUAUCAGUUUAGUUUUCUUCUAAAGCUGAUAAUGACAGUAAUGUUCUUUUUUUUUUUUUUACAGAGCUCAAGACGUUUCUAAAGUUAUUUGCCCUCGCUUUUACAAAGUGUCCAACCACUGAGGUCGUGGUGUUGGAUCCAGCGUUUGAUUGCAAUGUAUUACUGACAAAAAAAAUGUCUUUGAUAGCGAUCUGGUUCCAUAGUAUUCAGAUGUUUGUACUUUUUAUUUAUUAUAUUUAUUAAAAUAUAACAUUAUGUGCAGGGAUGUAAAAUACAUUGUUCUGUUAUACAGCUCCUCAAGGAACUAUCAUGACACUAACACAGACGCUACGAGUCUCCUAACUACAGGUAGCCAACAUCAAUCAAAUUAAAGUGCAGAAAUGAAGUGUCUUAAUUGUGCGUCGCAGUGGCCGCGAGCCACCACAAAUUAAAGAUGACAAAAUAGAGUUCACCUGAAAGCAGCAGGAUGGAACCGCAGUACAAGACCUUCACUAAACCCCCCUCCCUCAGCCUUUUUUAUGUUAGCAUCACAUUAACAAUAUGUAAAAUAUCUCAUUUAAAGUCAGCCUGAAUGUAUCAUGUAAAGGAAAGAAUGGUAUGUUAUUCUGCAAUGACUGUCUCUGGACUAACGAUAUUUAAUAUGCUGUACCUUAACGCCAAUUAGGCCUUUGAAAUAAAAUGUGUUGCCUUGCACUUUCA